This is a messenger RNA of Abrus precatorius (Indian licorice), 2944 nucleotides long. RefSeq names its product BTB/POZ domain and ankyrin repeat-containing protein COCH-like. The record is from RefSeq and is a predicted model, not a curated record. Lineage: Eukaryota; Viridiplantae; Streptophyta; Magnoliopsida; Fabales; Fabaceae. Gene Ontology annotation, biological process: plant organ development. Bases 403 to 1860 code for a protein of 485 amino acids. Gene Ontology annotation, molecular function: protein binding. The transcript is spliced from 2 exons.
ACCCAAAUUGCAAUCUUUGUUUCUCUCUCUUCUCCCACUCUCUCUCAAAAAAUAUCUAACAAAUUACACAAAAUUUCUCAUCCUAACAGUCAUGCCCCUCCAUUCACCGUUCACCCAGAGAAUCCCAUAAAAACAACCACAGUACCAUCAUCAACAACAACAACACAAAAAACGUCAAAAACAGAUUAAUCCAAUAGCCUCCUUCCUUGGCUCCUCCUCCUCCUCCUCCUCCUCCUCCUCCUCACCACUAUUUCAUCUCUUCUAACUCUCUCUCUCCUUGGAGUUAUUGUCAUAGCCAGGAAUCAGUUAUAACCAACAACCCUAAAGUGUUGAGGAGACAGCACAGUAGAGGAGGAACAGCAAAGGGUAUAGAGAGGUAACAGUAGAACACAGGAGAGCACCAUGUCCCUUGAAGAGUCUCUAGGAACUCUAUCCCGGGACUACCUCAACCUUCUCAUCAACGGCCAAGCCUUCAGCGACGUCACUUUCAGCGUGGAGGGACGUUUGGUCCACGCGCACCGCUGCAUACUCGCGGCCAGAAGCCUCUUCUUCAGGAAAUUCUUCUGUGGGCCGGACCCCCCAUCUGGGCUGGACCCGGCUGGGCCCCGUGUGAACUCGGGCGCGUCGAGGUCCGGGGUCAUCCCUGUUAACUCGGUGGGCUACGAGGUGUUCUUGCUCAUGUUGCAGUUCCUCUACAGUGGACAAGUCUGUAUCGUUCCCCAGAAGCACGAGGCAAGGCCUAAUUGCGGGGAGCGAGGCUGCUGGCACACGCAUUGCACCUCAGCCGUUGAUCUCGCACUCGACACCCUCGCUGCCGCUAGAUACUUUGGCGUUGAACAGCUCGCAUCGCUCACUCAGAAACAACUAGCGAGCAUGGUGGAGAAGGCUUCAAUCGAGGAUGUAAUGAAAGUGCUGCUAGCGUCGAGAAAGCAAGACAUGCAGCAACUGUGGACCACUUGUUCUCACCUCGUAGCAAAGUCAGGUCUUCCCCCUGAGGUUCUCGCCAAGCACCUCCCAAUAGACAUUGUCGCAAAGAUCGAAGAGCUUCGUCUCAAAUCCUCCCUAGCACGCCGCUCCUUAAUGCCCCACCAUCACUCACACCACCACCACCACUCCCACUACCACCACCACGACCUCGGCGCCGCCGCCGACCUCGAAGAUCAAAAAAUCCGUCGAAUGAGAAGAGCCUUGGACUCCUCCGAUGUCGAACUGGUAAAACUCAUGCUAAUGGGGGAAGGCCUCAACCUCGACGAAGCAUUGGCCCUACCCUAUGCGGUUGAGAAUUGCAGCAGAGAAGUGGUGAAAGCGUUGCUAGAACUUGGUGCAGCUGAUGUUAACUACCCCGCUGGACCCAACGGAAAAACCCCACUUCACAUUGCGGCGGAGAUGGUGUCGCCGGAUAUGGUGGCGGUGCUGCUUGACCAUCACGCCGACCCCAAUGUCCGAACAGUGGACGGUGUUACCCCUUUGGACAUCCUCAGAACCCUAACCUCGGAUUUCCUCUUCAAAGGUGCUGUCCCUGGACUAACCCACAUCGAACCCAACAAGCUUAGGUUGUGCUUGGAGCUUGUUCAAUCCGCUGCUCUAGUCAUGUCACGUGAAGAAGGCAAUGCCAACAACAACAAUGUUCCUACUUCUACAACGCCCAUAUACCCUCCUCCCAUGAACGAGGAGCACAAUAGCAGUAGUAGCAGUGGCAACAACAACAACAUUGGUAACCUCAACUUGGAUUCCAGGUUGGUGUAUCUCAACCUGGGUGCCACGGUGGGUUCGGCUCAAAUGAGUUCCAGGUUGGACGGUGCUGAUGAUGACAGAGAAGCCUUGAACCCAACCAUGUACCACCACUCUCAUGACUUCUAGUCUAGCUAGCUUCCCCAAAACUUUCAUAUAGAUAUUACUGAUUUAUAAUUUAAACUUGUUUCAAUUGCCUUGAGUGAUGGGAAAUGGAAAAUUUUAAGGAGAAGGAGAGGGAGGUUAAUUGCUCGUGAAGGAUGCUUGAUAAUGGACACUAUCGGAUGGGUGGGUGAAUUUGAAGCAUAAGAAAAGAAGACUCUUCUUUUGUCAGUUGAAAUAGACUGGUAUUCACUGCACUUCUGAAUUUUCUGUUUUGGGUCUCUAGUAUUUUGUUGGGUUUUUCCAUUUUUCUUUCUGGGAUUUGUUUUUAGGCCUUUGAAAUGGUCACCAUUUGAAGUGCGGUUUCAUGGGAGAUUGGGAUAAGAGACAGGGCGAAUCUAAUCGGUUUAAUUUUAUUUUAUAUUUUUUUUUCUGUGAACGAAAGGGUGCAUGGAGGAGACGCAGGUCAAUCUUUUCAAAUCCUCCUUCACCUGUCAACUCCUUAAUUUGUAUUUACUGAUCCGUAGCUAAUAUCACGGCCUAUUUAUUGUGAUCCCUUUGCAAUUUCAAAUUAUCUUGUCCCACCCCCACUUUUCUCAUAACCCCCAAUUAUUUACAUUUUGUUUACCAUCUUCCUGUGAUGUGGGGGGUUUCUUGUGUUUUUUUUUUUCCUGAUUUAAUUUUUCGAAGGUUUGUUUGAAUUUCUCUUCCUUCGGAUGCAUAUUCGUUAGUUAAGAGAUGAUAUAGGGCUGUCCCUUCUCUUCUGCUCCCACCUAAUAUAUUAUGUUCUAUUCCUUCUAACAUUUUGUAGUCCUUUGGAGCGAUUCAUUGGCUAUUUGUUUUGGGCUUUAUUAUUCUAAUAAAAAUCAUGUGGCUGUGGACAAAUUGAUUGGUUGUCUUGCAUGAAUGCAACAAUGAGUGUGACUACACAUGUCAAGUUAAAAAAUUGGCACUAUCACCUUCCAUGUAAUCCUCUUCUUGUCCCCCUUGCCCUUUUUAGGUCUCCUUUAGACAAAACAAAAAUGAAAACUUACAGCUAAAACCAUAUUAUAUUACUAAUCAUUUCUUUAAUUAUUACCAUAUGUUGUGUCUAAAUUCAUCGGAUGUUGGU